Messenger RNA from Clarias gariepinus (North African catfish), 2120 nucleotides. It is a transcript of the gene rexo4, whose product is annotated as REX4 homolog, 3'-5' exonuclease. Bases 316 to 1569 code for a protein of 417 amino acids. Gene Ontology annotation, molecular function: nucleic acid binding; 3'-5' exonuclease activity. The transcript is spliced from 8 exons. Gene Ontology annotation, biological process: DNA catabolic process; rRNA processing. The record is from RefSeq and is a predicted model, not a curated record. Gene Ontology annotation, cellular component: nucleus. NCBI's taxonomy places the organism in Eukaryota, Metazoa, Chordata, Actinopteri, Siluriformes, Clariidae.
CGGAAAGACUGACAGCAUGGUUCUUCCAUGUUCUGGUUAAUGCAAAUUAUACUUAUUAAUAUUUCACUUAUUGUAAUUAGUAGUUUAGUAGUAGUAGCAGCAGCUAGUAGUCUUUGUUUUUAGUAAAGGCAUUAUUUUAAAUAUCUUUUGUUCGCUUCGGGUAAUCAUCGGCAUCAUCUUAUAUACAGAGAUGAAAAGGCUUGACUUAGAUGCUGAAUGUUAGGUUUACCAGUCCGUCUUAACGUGUGUUUUUAGCUCAAUUAAGUUGAUUUUUCGGCUGAAGGUUGACUGAGUGUUAAUUGAGAGACCGUUAAAAUGUCUAAAGUAAAGCUAAAGCAGGCUUCGACUGUUGUUAGCCCAAAAACAAACAAGCAAACUAAAUGCGAUAAGGGAAAGACCAAAGAUGGCAAGAAAAGGAAAUAUUUCUACAAAUAUAUGGAUCCUAAACCGAAAGAAGCGAAGAAUACAGUUUGUCUUCCGCCCAGAGAUGCUGCAGAGUUUUCAUCCAACUGGAAAAGUCUUCUAUUGGUGCUCAACUCAGAAGAGAAUUUAAAUACAAAGAAGCUGAAGUCAUUCCCAAUUAAAGAAUCCAACAAACGUGCACAGUGCAACAAUCAAGAUACAAAUCAAGCAGCAGUCAAAGACUUUAAAAAAUCAUUUAACUGUUUGAAGCAACAGGAAUCUGAAGUGGCUGGAAUGGAACAACGUAGCAAUUGUCAUAAACAGCACAAAACUGAGAAGAGGAAAAUGAAUGAUGUUGAGGGGGGACAAAAGAAGCAAGCAGACAAAAGGAAGAAAAUUGAAAACACAGAAAAGACACCAACAGAGGCAGAUAUCUGGUUUGAUGACAUAGACCCUAAUGACAUUGAAGCUGCUAUAGGCUCAGAGGCUGCUAAUAUCGUGCGGAAAAGGAGUGGUGUAACUCAAGCAGACGCCAAAACUACAGAGAGGAGCACGGAGCAGUUGCUGGUCAAGGAGAGCACUUGCGAUGGAUUGACACGUGCAGUUGCUAUGGAUUGUGAGAUGGUAGGGGUGGGGCCUGGUGGAGAGGAGAGCAUUUUAGCAAGGGUCUCCAUUGUCAACUAUUUUGGCAAAUGUGUAUAUGACAAAUAUGUUAAACCAACAGAGAAAGUCACUGACUACAGGACAGCUGUCAGUGGCAUUCGGCCUGAUGAUAUCGAACACGGAGAGAACUUCAAAGUAGUACAACAGGAAGUGGCUAAGAUUCUGGAGGGACGAAUAUUAGUGGGACAUGCCAUUCAUAAUGAUUUAAAGAUUUUGUUACUGGAUCACCCAAAAAAAAAUACAAGAGACACUCAGAAGUACAAACCUUUCAAGAAGAUAGUAAAGAGUGGACGUCCAGCACUGAGGGUGUUAUGUAGAGAGAUUCUUAAUGUGAAAGUACAGCAGGGAGAGCACUCAUCUGUCCAGGAUGCGCAGGCCGCCAUGCGUUUGUACACACUAGUGAAGAAGAAGUGGGAGGCAGAGCUAAAAGCCAGCAGGGGUCAAGCCACCAACCAAAAAAGCUCUCGCAAACCUCGAGCCAAACCUGGCUUGGUAACAGCUUAAAUGCGUAAGACACAAGGAGUAAUUGAGAAAAGAGUUCCAGGUGCCAAGUGUUUCCAUGACAUUACCUUAAACAGAAUUAGCUGUAAACUAUUGCUAACAGUUCGGUCAUUGUGAUAAUUAGUAACAUCUUUUGAGGCAUUUCUACAGGGUCAGUUUAAAGAACAAGUAUUACACACAAGCAAUUUACUUUGUAUGUGCUCACAAGUAAAUAAUAUGGUGAUCACACUAGUUGUAUUCCUUCAGUGCAGCCCUUUAAAGAUGAUUUACAUAUGCCGUAUGUAUACACAAAAUAUAUUUGUAUUUCAGACCCUGUGGGAACUUUGUCCAACAGCUUGUUCGAUAAUUCAUGGUCAUUUUGAAUCUAUUCUGUUGAAAGAGUAAAUACUAGUAUUAGAUCUGCAUAUGUGUAAAUGUCUUACAUACAACAUACAAUUUUCUGUGGCAUUUGUACAUAAUACGAAUCUAAACAUGGUUUGUACGGCUUUUAAAACUCCAAAAAAAAAAUCUCAGAUCAAUAAUCUGGUUUAAAUAAAUGUACAAAGUAAACAGAA